AUCUGUAUGCUGAGUCGCUUUCAUCGAUUCGCAUUUCGUUUCCAACCAUCGCGUUCGUUCCUUUCCACCAUGUCGUCCCAAUCAAAUCCUAAUUCGAAGAGUGCAGCUAAAAAAGAAGCCAAGAGACUCGAAAAAGAGGCCAAGCUCGCAGCCAAGGCGGUGAAGACUACUAACAAUAACGACAACAGUGGGGAUAAAAGGGUCAAGGUAGAGAAGAAAAAGGAGGAGGAGGAGGAUUUUGUGAAUACGACACCCAAAGGCGAGAAGAAGGAUCUUUCGCAACCCAUGUCGGCGGGAUAUAACCCAAUCGCGGUAGAGUCGGCGUGGUACGACUGGUGGCAUUCCCAGGGAUUCUUCAAGCCAGAGUAUGGUGGGAAGAAUGCGGAGGUCUUCGUUAUCCCGGCCCCUCCUCCCAAUGUGACGGGCAGCCUACAUAUUGGUCAUGCGCUGACGACGGCAAUACAGGAUUCGCUUGUUAGGUGGAACCGGAUGCUAGGCCGCCAGACACUGUUCUCGCCUGGCUUUGACCACGCGGGGAUCUCGACGCAGAGUGUGGUAGAGAAACGGCUAUUCAAGAGUGAGGGUAAGACAAGACAUGAUCUUGGACGGGAAAGGUUUCUGGAGACGGUUAUGGAUUGGAAAAAUGAGUACCAAGCGAGGAUAACUAACCAGCUCCAUCGACUAGGUGGGAGCUAUGACUGGGACCGCGUCGCGUUUACGAUGAAUGAGGGUCUGAGCAAGGCCGUUAUCGAGACGUUCUGCAGAUUGCAUGAGGACGGGAUCAUCUAUCGCGCGAAUAGGCUUGUAAACUGGUGUGUCCGCCUUAACACGACCCUCAGCAAUCUCGAGGUCGACCAGAAGCAGUUGACAGGGCGGACGUUGAUGAGCGUACCAGGGUAUGACGCGAAAGAAAAAUUUGAGUUUGGAGUUAUCACGAGUUUCGCGUAUCCACUAGAAGCCGGAGAGAGGGUGGUGGUCGCGACGACUCGGCCUGAGACCAUGUUGGGAGAUACGGCUAUCGCGGUGCAUCCCGACGAUGACAGAUACCGGCACCUCCAUGGAAAGCAUGCGGUUCAUCCGUUCGUCGAGGGGAGGAGGAUCCCAAUUGUUACCGAUGAGAUGGUAGAUCGCGAGUUUGGGACUGGCGCGGUGAAAAUCACGCCGGCGCAUGACCAGAACGAUUGGGAAGUUGGUGUGAGGCAUGGCCUGGAGGUAGUGAAUAUCAUGAACGACGACGGGACGUUCAACGAGCAUGCCGGCGAGAGGUUCAAGGGUAUGAAACGCUUUCAUGCCCGUGUCGCCGUCGUCGAGGCUCUCAAGGAAGCUGGGCUAUUUGUCGAGACAAAGGAUAACCCCAUGAUGAUACCUAUUUGCAGCAAAUCCGGCGACGUUAUCGAACCCAUACUUAAACCUCAAUGGUGGGUAAACUGCAAGCCUCUCGCCGACGAAGCUAUCAAACGGACGCGCGCUGGUGAGCUCAUCAUUACGCCUAAACAAUCAGAGAACGAGUGGUACCGCUGGUUGGAGGGUAUCCAGGACUGGUGCAUCUCCCGCCAGCUCUGGUGGGGACAUCGUUGUCCGGCCUACUUUGUGAAUGUCGAAGGGAGAGAGCAGGAUAAAAACGAUGGCAAAAACUGGAUUGUGGGUCGGACGCUCGAGCAGGCGACGGAACGUGCCAAGGUGCUUGCUGCUGGCCAGCCGUUCACCCUGGUGCAGGAUGAAGACGUCCUUGAUACUUGGUUUUCUUCUGGGUUGUGGCCUUUCUCGAUUAUGGGCUGGCCGGAAAAGACGCUUGAUUUCGAGAAAUUUUACCCCUCCUCGAUUCUUGAAACUGGUUGGGAUAUUCUUUUCUUCUGGGUAGCGAGGAUGGUCAUGCUGGGGAUCAAGCUCACGGGGAGGAUGCCGUUCAAGGAGGUGUAUUGUCACGCGAUGAUCCGCGACGCACACGGAAGGAAGAUGAGCAAGUCCCUUGGGAACGUCAUAGACCCGAUUGAUGUAAUACAAGGUUUGGAGCUGGAGAAGUUACAUGAGAAGCUCGUUGAGGGCAACUUAGACGAGCGGGAGAUCAAGAAAGCAAGAGAAGGCCAGAAGAAGGAUUUCCCCAAGGGUAUUCCGCAGUGUGGGACUGAUGCAUUGAGGUUUGCUCUCUGUGCGUACUCAGGUGGAGGGCGUGAUAUCAAUCUCGAGAUUCUACGUGUGGAAGGAUACAGGAAAUUUUGCAACAAGAUUUUCAAUGCGACCAAGUUUGCGAUGCUCAAACUGGAUGGGGAGUUCGUCCCCGAGGUGAACGCCAAGCCUACGGGCAAGGAGAGCCUCGUGGAGCGUUGGAUCCUGCAUAAACUCAAUAUCGCUGCCAGAGAGAUUAAUACCCAGAUGGGGGAGCGUAACUUUAUGAUGACCACGACGGCCGCAUAUAACUUUUGGCUGUACGAGUUAUGUGAUGUCUAUAUUGAAGCAAUGAAACCUAUGUCAGACGACAAAUCACCGAUAGAGACGAGGAGAUCCGCCCAACAAACGUUGUAUACAUGUUUAGAUUACGGACUGAGGUUAUUGCACCCCUUCAUGCCGUUCGUCACUGAGGAGCUGUGGCAGCGCCUCCCGCGCCGGCCGGGCGAUGCGACUCCAUCGAUUAUGGUUUCGAGGUUCCCAGUGUUUGACGAGGCGUUCGUGUUUGAGGAUGCUGAUAGAGAGUUUGAUCUGGUGUUUGCGGUACUCAAGGCCGGACGGUCCUUGGCUGCGUCGUAUAAUCUGCAGAGUGAUAUCCAGUUCUUCAUACACGCACAGGACGAUGCACGGCUCAUUGAGGGCCAGUUGCCUACCAUUGUUGCUCUGACGAAGGGAUGCAAGAGUGCAGUGGUCGUGAACGAUUCAAAAGACGUUCCUGCCGGUUGUGGAAGUAGCGUUGUUACCAAGUCGAUUGUCAUCCGUACGCUCGUAAGGGGCCUGGUGGAUCUCGACCGUGAGAUUGCGAAAUGCGAAAAGAAGUUGGACGUGGCGCGGUUGAACCUCUCCAAACUGGCCAAGUUUGAGAACGAGACUCUUCCAGAGAAUGUAAGGUUGGCAAAUGAGGAAAAGAAAAAGACAUUGGAGGCGGAGAUUAUGACGCUGGAGGCUUCACAGAAGAUGUUUGCGGAUUUGAAAUAGAUGUAUGUGGAAUUAUGAUUGUAUUAUGAUGUGCAAAUUCUGGUUUGCAACUUCCCGUCUUUGUUCUUCUAUCCGACAACUGAAUGAAUGUGUAUAAAUAAUAAGG
Messenger RNA from Guyanagaster necrorhizus, 3250 nucleotides. RefSeq lists its product as uncharacterized. NCBI's taxonomy places the organism in Eukaryota, Fungi, Basidiomycota, Agaricomycetes, Agaricales, Physalacriaceae. The record is from RefSeq and is a predicted model, not a curated record. Gene Ontology annotation, cellular component: cytosol. The transcript is spliced from 16 exons. Gene Ontology annotation, biological process: valyl-tRNA aminoacylation. Gene Ontology annotation, molecular function: valine-tRNA ligase activity; aminoacyl-tRNA deacylase activity; ATP binding. The annotation marks the transcript as partial.